Molecule: messenger RNA, 2241 nt
Organism: Erythranthe guttata (spotted monkey flower)
Lineage: Eukaryota; Viridiplantae; Streptophyta; Magnoliopsida; Lamiales; Phrymaceae
Source: RefSeq, a predicted model, not a curated record
UCGUCAUCAUUAAGAAUUGCAUCAAUCCAUAGGAAAAAUGCCCAAGUUUUUGGUUUCCAUGGCGAUUUACUAGCGAUAAAGGAGCGGCUUUGCGGAGAACCGUCGAAACUCCAAGUGAUCCCAAUAGUUGGCAUGGGUGGUAUUGGUAAGACUACUCUUGCUCGAAAUGCUUAUCUCGAUCCCUUAAUUAUCGAGUGUUUCGAUGUUCGUGCCUGGGUAACCGUAUCGCAAGAUUAUAGCGAAGAACAAAUUCUUUUGGGUCUGCUCGAGAUCAUACCGCAUGUCAUCCUGACUAAUGUGAGUAAUGAAGAAAAAGUGUACAAAAUCUUGAAGGGUAGGAAGUAUUUGAUUGUAAUGGAUGAUAUGUGGAGUACGAAGGUUUGGGAUGAUGUAAGGAGGAUAUUUCCCGAUGAUGAUAAUGGGAGCCGAGUCGUUUUAACGACUCGGCUUUUGGAUGUGGCUGCUUAUGCCGAUUCUUCUAGCCCUCUUCACGAGAUUCGACUCAUGGAUAUUGAUCAAAGUUGGGAUUUGCUUCAAAGUAAGGCGUUUGCACCCGGAGAACGCUGUCCUUAUGAAUUGGAGCACAUUGGGAAAAAGAUUGCGGGAGGUUGUAGAGGAUUGCCUCUCGCAAUUGUUGUGAUUGGAGGGCUUCUCUCUACAUUGAGUAGAACUCGAUCGUCAUGGGAGGAGGUUGCGGAAAAUGUAAAAUGGGCCAUUAAUUCUACGAAAGAUGGGCACAUUGAAAAGAUAUUGUCUUUGAGUUACGCCCACUUGCCUCAUCAUUUGAGGCCGUGUUUCUUGUACAUUGGUGCCUUUCCAGAAGAUCACGAGAUUCGUGCCUCGAAGCUCGUCAAAUUAUGGGCAGUCGAAGGGUUUAUAAUGAAAUCAAGUGUAUCUAAAGGCUUUGAAGAGAUGGGUGAAGAAUACUUGGAGGAUUUUGUGAAGAGAAGUCUCGUGUUGGUUUCCGAGAGAAAAUCUAAUGGGAAAAUCAAGAGUUGCAGACUCCAUGAUGUUAUUCGGCAGUUGUGCAUUGGAAAAGCAGAGCAAGAGAAGUUUCUUCUACAUGUUACGGAUAGAAAAGUUGAAGAAAAAAACACAAUACAAAAUUAUCGCCGCCUAUGUAUAACUCAAUUUGAUUUAGGCUGUCUCGGAAAAAUCCACGGCUCGACCACUCGUGCCAUUAUAUGCUUCUCGCGACCGACAGAUUCUCCGCCACAGAAUUUACGACAUUUGAAAUUCCUCAGGGUGUUGGAUUUGGUGUACGAUCACCUCAACUUAUACUACGGUGAUCAAAUUGCGUGGAUUCCUUCUCAAGUGUUUGAGUCAUUUCACUUGAGGUACUUUGUCUUCAACUUUCCUUCGACACCAUGUGGCUAUAUGUAUAAGAAUAUUCUAGAAGGCAUGUCAAGCCUUCGGAAUCUUCAAACAUUGAUCGUUCUUUCAAGGAAGAACAAGACAUGUAAAGUAAACUUACCAUUUGAAAUCUGGAGUAUGCCACAGCUAAGGCAUCUCGUAUGUAACUACUUUGGUCAGUUACCAAAUCCAGAUCAGGAGAGAGAAACCACUUGUGCUCUAGAAAACCUGCAUACACUUUCGGCGGUGACGAAUCUUUUAUGUACCAAAAGCAUCGUUCAAAUGAUUCCGAACGUUAAGAAGUUGGGUAUUAUAUAUUACGAAGAAGAAUGUGACCCUCAAGACUAUCACUUGGAGAAUCUUGUACUUUUCCAUCAACUCGAGAAAUUGAAAAUAAUCGUGUCAACUCGGUGGACGAAGGUUAAUCCUAUUUUUCCUUUGACGAUCGAAAAGUUAACCUUGAAAGGUUGGGGAUUUUCAUGAGAAGAUAGGAUGAGGGUUAUCGGUUCACUGCCUAAUCUUCAAGUGCUUAAACUAAGAGAUUGCAAUUACUGUUGGAACCAAUGGGAGACAAGUGAGGGGGGAUUUCUUGAGCUGAAAUAUUUACUAAUUUGCAAUUCUAAUCUCAAGUAUUGGAUAACUGAAACUAGUCAUUUCCCAAGGCUAAUAAGCCUUGUGCUGCAUAAUUUUCGGUAUCUAGAAGAGAUUCCGGACGGUAUUGGAGAAAUUCCGACACUUGAACUGAUCGAGCUGAAGAAUUGUCGCAAAACUCUUGCGGAUUCGGCUGAAAGAAUACAAGAGGAACAACAGGACUAUGGAAACGACGCAUUUCAAGUUCGUUGCGUGGAUUGUGAAUAUUGAUUUUAUUUUCGAUUACCUAUUUGUAUA